CCGAACCCGUUUAACAAAUCAAGUUGAUCCAAAUUUAUUAGUUGUACUUUAUAGUGCAACAACAAUGCGGAGUCUCCAACAAACUGCUUUCACCGACGAUUUGCGGUGUUCGUCCGAUUCUUUUCAUCUUCUGCAAAUUUGAAGAAGCUUGUUCGAAAGUCUGAAGGAGAGAAAGCUAUGGCCAAUUUGGGUGCACCUGGAAAGACAGCUGGUGACAUCACAGAUGAGUUACUGACAUUCAAUGUUGAAAAUAUGCAAAACAAUGCAAAAAUUAUAUAUUACAGCCGCACAUUUAUGUCUAUUGUUGGAGGAGUAAUUGCUGGAAUUCUGGGAUUUACUGGCUUGACGGGAUUUUUAUUCUAUUUCCUUGUUAUGGCAAUCACUUCAGUAGGACUUGCUUCCAAGGCCAGUUUUUCUGUUCAUUCUUACUUUGAUGGUUGGAACAAGAUUAUAUUCGAUGGCUUUCUUGGCGGGCUUCUGUCGUUUGUGCUCUUCUGGACAUUCACGUAUGACCUUGUUCACAUUUUCUAAAGAAUCUCGAAA
Messenger RNA from Olea europaea var. sylvestris, 543 nucleotides. RefSeq names its product ER membrane protein complex subunit 6. The transcript is spliced from 5 exons. Gene Ontology annotation, cellular component: EMC complex; membrane; endoplasmic reticulum. Bases 178 to 531 code for a protein of 117 amino acids. Lineage: Eukaryota; Viridiplantae; Streptophyta; Magnoliopsida; Lamiales; Oleaceae. Gene Ontology annotation, biological process: protein folding in endoplasmic reticulum; autophagosome assembly. The record is from RefSeq and is a predicted model, not a curated record.